Synchiropus splendidus (mandarinfish) is the source of this 6326-nucleotide messenger RNA. It is a transcript of the gene amot, whose product is annotated as angiomotin. The coding region runs from base 587 to 3748 and encodes 1053 amino acids. Gene Ontology annotation, cellular component: lamellipodium; bicellular tight junction; plasma membrane. Lineage: Eukaryota; Metazoa; Chordata; Actinopteri; Syngnathiformes; Callionymidae. Gene Ontology annotation, biological process: hippo signaling; angiogenesis; establishment of cell polarity involved in ameboidal cell migration. Gene Ontology annotation, molecular function: signaling receptor activity. The record is from RefSeq and is a predicted model, not a curated record. The transcript has 16 exons.
GGAAACUUCCUGCCACUUCUCUUGGACUCUUCCCUCUGUUUUCGGCUAAAAAAAAGAUGAAAUCAGCGGAAAAGAACCGAAAGCGUUUCACCUCGAACCGGCUUAACGUUGUGCUGAAGGAACGGAAAUGUGGAGCGGGAGCCAGGACUGACCCGGGACAGACAAUUUAGUCUUGCCCGGAGAGCGAAGGAGGAAAACAGGCGACCAUUAAGAAUGUUUCCCUGAGGAGCACUUCAAGGACCGGGAAACGAGUAGGAAGAAGGAAAGAGUUAAAGGAUGCACAUGGGAUCUGGAGAUUGAUGGAUGGUGAUUCAAGCAAGAUUAUAAUAGUCAGUUAUGUCCUGUCCAAAUACCAACCCAACUUGGAGGAGCUAGAGGACGACCCAAGACCCGGAACCAGAGCUGGAACCAGAUCUGUUGCUGGAGAGGAGCUGAUUUUUUUUCUGACUUGACUUAACAUUGCCAGAGACACUGCAACCAUCUCUGCUGCCUGGCAACAUGAGCAGCGGUUGCCGCUGACUAGUUCAGCAACAACGCAGCUUCCAAGAACAGGAGACGAGGACGACAGGCGGAGGUCACAUUGGAAAUGUUUCGGAAAAAAGCCUCCUCCUCCUUGAGAAUGAGAAGAAUAACAGAAAGUUCUAGAUGGAACAUUGACCGAGGGCGGAGCUUGUCGUUCCAUGAAGUACGCAGCCAGCGUGAAGCGGAGAUGAGGGCGGCAGCAGAGGAUUCGUCAAGCAGCAGCAACAGUGCAGGAGGCAGUGGGAACACUGUCCUGCAGCGCCUCCUACAGGAGCAGAUCAAUCGGAAUUAUGUGCUUCAGCAGCAGCAGCAGCAGCAGCAGGGAGGGGCUGGUAGUGGAGCACCUGGGGGCGGAGGUUACCCCGGUCAGGGACCAGGAGUUCCCAAUGAUGAGCACUCCAUGAGCCCUCAUAUUGCCCGGCAGGAGCCCCAAGGACAGGAGCUACAGACGGACAGUGGUCUGGAGAAGCUUGGUACUGGCAGGGUCGCAGGUGGUGGUGGGAGCAGUGGAGGUGGGGGUGGCUUAGGUGGCAGUGGAGGAUGUGGAGGCAGCAGUCUGGGUCAGUGUCCCAACCCAGAGGACCUUCCUUCAUACGAGGAGGCCAAAGUGCAGUCCCAAUACUUCCGGGGUCAUGGCCCCCCUCCUCAGUCUCAGCAGCAAAACCCGCCACCCCAACAGCCCCCCAUGCCCGCAACUGUGGGUGCUGCAUUUUACGUUACGGGGGUGACCAACUCAAAAGUGCGCACUGAGGGACGCCCCACCGUGCAGCGGGUCAGCGGCACCGGGAGAGUCCACCAGGACGACGGCCUGAAGGAUCUAAAACAAGGACACGUGCGAUCCCUGAGUGAGCGACUCAUGCAGCUGUCUUUGGCCACUAGUGGAGUAAAAGCUCACGCACCAGUCACCAGCGCCCCUUUGUCGCCUCAGCUUCCUCCACCUGGACCACCGGGCGACUACUAUAAGCCGCAGCAUCGUGGUCCUCCCCCCGACUAUCCCUUCAAACGGAUGGGUUCGCCCUGUAAGCAGGAUCCUGGAGGGACUUUCUACCAGGAGCCGAGAGGGAGGGAACACUCCAGGGAGGUGCCACAUGUCCGGUACCAGCCACCACCCGAGUACGGAUCCUUCAGGUCCAGUAAAGAUGGUACACUCCACUCUCAGAGACCUCUGCAGCAGCACAGUCCCACCUCAUCGGUCACCUCUAUGGGCUCUCUGUCUCGAGCUCAGUCUUCCACCCUCAGCAGCAUUCUCAGUGCUUCCUACUCUUCCCACCCCUCCUCCCCCCACCAACACCCACAAGGUCUCGGGGAACCCUACCCCAGCAUGGGGCCGCGCAGUCCACAGGGUCCUAUUCCCCACCCACAAGGUGAGCACCUUAAUCCCGGGCCCAUUCACCCAACGCUACAGAGAAGUCACGGUUUCCCACACGACCCCUACGGCUCCACCCCGCGAUCUCACCACCACCACCACCACCAACAGCAGCAGCAGCAGCAGCAUCAACAUCACCAGCAGUUCCAGCAGCAACAGCCGCAGUAUCAAGGGCCUCCAGGGCCCCAGCCUCAGAUGCCUGUCCAGGCAGGCCACUUCCCUCACCCUCACUCUUAUUCCCAUCCACAAGGGGAGCCGUUCGCUAUGAUGGCACGAGCUCAGCAGAUGGUGGAUGCGAUGACAGAAGAGAACAGGAUGUUGAGGCAGGAGAUGGAUGUCUGUCGAGAGAAAGUGGCCAAGCUGCACAAACUGGAGACUGAGAUCCAGCUGGUGUCCGAAGCCUAUGAAAACCUGGCCAAGUCCUCGUCUAAGAGGGAGUCCCUGGAGAAGACCAUGAGGAACAAGCUGGAGUUGGAGGUGCGCCGCCUGCACGACUUCAACAGAGACCUUCGAGAGCGAAUGGAGACGGCCAAUAAGCAGCUGGCAGCCAAAGAGUGCGAUGGCUCCGAGGACAACCGCACAACCAUCUCCCAGCUUCUUGUACAGAACAAGGAGACUCAGCGGGAGAAGGAGAAGCUGGAAAUGGAACUGUCGGCUCUUCGCUCCACCACGGAAGAUCAGAGGAGACACAUUGAGAUCAGAGACCAGGCGCUCAAUAAUGCCCAGGCAAAGGUGGUGAAGCUGGAAGAGGAGCUGAAGAAGAAACAGGUGUAUGUGGAGAAGGUGGAGAGGAUGCAGCAGGCUCUGGCCCAGCUGCAGGCCACCUGCGAGAAGAGAGAGCAGCUGGAGCAUCGACUCCGGACCAGACUGGAGAGGGAGCUGGAGUCGCUACGCAUGCAGCAGCGGCACGGAAGUUCUCAGAGUAACGGUUCUGUCCCGUCGGAGUACAACGCCACAGCACUGAUGGAGCACCUGAGGGAGAAGGAGGAGCGCAUCCUGGCGCUGGAGGCUGACAUGACCAAGUGGGAGCAGAAAUACCUGGAGGAGAGUGUGAUGAGGCAGUUCGCCCUGGACGCAGCUGCCUCUGUGGCCACCCAGAGGGACACGUCGUCCAGCUCAGCAGUCAUCAGCCACUCCCCCAGCAGCAGCUAUGACACCUCAGUAGAAGCACGGAUCCAGAAGGAGGAGGAGGAGAUCCUGAUGGCCAACCGACGCUGCCUGGACAUGGAGAGCAGGAUCAAGAACCUGCACGCUCAGAUCAUCGAGAAGGACGCCAUGAUCAAGGUUCUGCACCAGCGCUCCAGGAAGGAGCCCAUCAAGUCAGACGGCCCAGCGACCAUGAGACCCUCCAAGUCUCUGAUGUCCAUCUCCAACACUGGCACUGGCGGUUCUGGGCUCCUCUCCCACAGUCUGGGUCUGAACAGCUCCCCCAUCACUGAGGAGCGCCGGGACAGCAGCUGGAAGGGCAGCCUUGGGGUUCUGCUGGGUCCCGAGUUCCGCUCAGAGUCUCUUCGAGCCGAGUCCAUCUCCUCGUCUCCAUCGCCCGUUCUCCCCUCCACGCCCAUGACCGCCGGACACUCCAAGACAGGCAGCAGGGACAGCUGCACGCAGACCGACAAGGGUCAGAGUCAGGAGAGCAAGCCCAGUACCCCGGCCCUGCAGAGCAUGACGCUUCCUGCACGCCUGUCCAGUCCAAGUCCAGUCUACAUCCCAGACCGCAUUGCAGAUGUCCCUGUCUUCCUGUCCAGCACCUUGGACCGCCGGGUCCCGGCUCAGUCGCACUCUCAGCAGCAGGCUCCGCCCCCCCCAGCUCCCGGCCAACAGGAGGCCGACGGCGACAUGGUGGAGAUCCUCAUCUGACGGAAGGCAGCUGGACGACUGGCACCAAGACUUUAUAGCUCAGUGAUAUUCACUCAUCAGUCAUGCCCCAGGUGGCACUGGACCCCAGACCAGUCGGAUUCUCAGAAGCAGUAAAUAGCAGUAGGAACACCUGUGGCCUCUGUUGGUUUCCUUCAGGUACUCCAUUCCUUUCCUUCAAGUCAUGUGAAAGACAAGUUCUCAUCAGUGUUUGUCUUGAUGGUCUGCUACUCAUAUCGGGCAGAAAUUCAACAGCAGGUACCACCUACUCUGAUGGUUUCAAUUCACAAGUAGCGUUUCGUACUUUUAACCGGAGCCUCUUUCAUUUGAAAUUGAAACCAAAUUGCCGAAGGGGCGGGGCUUAAGUCUUUUGAAUCAGAGGCUGGACGAAAGAAGGGAUCCACCGGCUGAACAGCAUCGUGGCUUUACUGUGGCCGGGAUUCUGCGACUGCCGUGGCUGAACUGAGCAUACACGGUGGUUGGGAAGUAUUCAGUGGUACUGAGAACAAGUUUUGGACAGAGGCUUGUUGUGUGGCUGUUGGCGUGACCUUGUCUUAACAGAAAGCGGGGCCCAAAAGUUCCUGCGAGUAUUGCAUCGUUGCACUACCUGUUUCACCUAACAUCUAACUUGACUUUAUCAUAUAGUGAAUGUCGUGAUUCCAGUAGUCGUCCAUGUGUAUUUUAAUCAUUUUAAUCUUCUUAAUAUUUUUCUUUGUUAAUAAGUGCCUCAGUUAUUUAUGAUCUCAUUUUGAAGGAGAGGAAAUGGAGGGAGACCACCAGACAAUCAGUUUGUGAAAACAUCAAACCUCAGCAGAGCCAGUUGGGGGUUUUGUUGGAUCGAACAUCAGUGUUGGGUCACGACAUGUGAGCUACGUCUCUGUGGAGGAAACAACCUUUUUUGAAUGUGUUUUCUGGGGGGAGCUGCAGGGGUGGACCCCACUGGUUGGGGUCUUACAAGUGCCGUGGAUGAGGAGCCGGGGGGCGACACAAGUCAGCCGUAAAAUUACGACCACUGAUUCGGUGUAUGUAUGAAGUUCUCUACCAGACAUGUUGCUAUAGUGGGGGUUCUGUUGAGUAAUUAUUCGACCUCGAAUCAGAAACCUUCUUCAACGUCAAAUCCGAAGUUUUUUUUGACUCUCAAACUUCUGAUACAUAAACAUAACAGUGCUAACAAUCAUUUGAAAAGUUAGGGGUGGUCAUAAUGUUAGUGUUGAUUAAACACUCCAAGGAUCGGCGGGUGGGUUGUGGGAGGGAACUGAGGGGAGUUCUGGAUGCACUUCACUGUGAGAAUGUAAAUUGUCUGGCACUUGGUUUGUCUUUUUUUAUUAUUAUUAUUUUAAAUUGUUUCCAAAUUUCACUUGAACGGAGCUGUGAGGCACUUAAAACAGAGCGGACCUCUGCUCACUCGCAGGUGAUGGACAGAACUCAUCCGUUCCGUUGUUAUUUGUGAACGAAAGACCGUAAAAACCAAAAGCAGACAGGACCAAAGAAACCCGAUCCAGACUUAAAACCACUGACUCUUACUUGAAGAGACGUCACAGGAUGAUGUCACAUCAAGGUGUUGGAAAUUAGCUGAUAAUCCCAAUCCAGAAUUCAAGAGUAAAAAAAAUAAGUUGGUCUGCAUGUAGUGUUUUUUUUCUUUUUAAUAAGUAGAUCUAAAACUGUCUAGUCUGGGUCAGCACUGGUGGUUCUGAGGCAGGAGAUUCCAGAUGAAUGUGUCAACUGUAGUCACAGGCACAUGCUUGUCUCUGUGAAGUCAUGAUGGAGAAACGUGGACAAAGGACCUUCGGGGACCUUCAGGUGGGACCGCUGACUGAGUCAUGUGACCAUUUCAGAAUAUCUAGUAAAGAAUUACAUUAUUAAUGUCAUCAAAAAUAUGUAACUGAAUGACGGACAAAGCACACCUGACACAAGGAAGCAAAUAUCAGAGGGAUAUGGAGGUGGUAGCGGAAACAUUUUAGCAAUGGUCUCUGAGGUCAAGGGCCAUGGAAGGGAUGGAUGACUCACCAGCUGAAGGAAAGAAGGUCCAGUCAAAACAAACAGGAAUAACUUUUACCUCUCACAGGUAGAAUGGAAAAACCUCCUGAUCAUAUUCAUAAAUCAUUCCAGAUAUUUAGAGACAUUUUGGUCUCUGCAGACGGUCAUCCCACCUGAGAGCCCCCGCACUGGGUCCUGCUUUUACACUUCUAAUUCUAUGCAAUUUUUCUUAUAUGUCCGUGAGGACAGUUGAACUGUAGCUGCACUAAAACAUAACAAUCAGUGUUACCAUGUGACCAGUCAUGCCAUGCACUUCCUGUCCGUACAUUCCUUCACUUCCUGUUCAGACUGUGACCAAGUGAAGCUACAACCAUCACCCUCAAAGUCAUCAAUCAUCUCAAACUUUACUGUCCGACACUCACCGACUGUUCCUGUAUCAAACGACUCCAAAUGUCUAAUAAACAUGUUUGUAUUCAGUCCCCACGUCUGUGAUUUCAUCCCCCGCCACCAGCAGGAUCUCAGGCUCCUCUGGAGAACAGGACCAGAAGAGGCCAAACAUUUUAGUGCUUAUCAAUGUUCUGUGCCAACUGGUGGGUAAAAACAA